Molecule: messenger RNA, 2398 nt
Organism: Solea senegalensis (Senegalese sole)
Lineage: Eukaryota; Metazoa; Chordata; Actinopteri; Pleuronectiformes; Soleidae
Gene: fgf16
Product: fibroblast growth factor 16
Exons: 3
Coding region: 440-1090 (216 amino acids)
Biological process (GO): positive regulation of cell population proliferation; animal organ morphogenesis; positive regulation of gene expression
Cellular component (GO): cytoplasm
Molecular function (GO): fibroblast growth factor receptor binding; growth factor activity
Source: RefSeq, a predicted model, not a curated record
CAGCGGCGGCGGCGGCAGCAGCAGCAGCAGCAGCAGAACACACUUCUGGACCUUGGAUUUGUUGGAUCUGAAGAUAGACACAGCCUUGUGAGAGCGCGGCGACAGAAACGUGUGGACAGCGGCAUCAUCGACGCUCAAAGUUGGACUGGAAGUGGUUCUGACACGUUCAGUAAAGAAAAUUGAUGCGCGUAAAAGAAGGGAUGCCAGCCAGGCGUGGCUUGUGUUUGAACAUCCAAUGUGAGAAUGCGUGGGGAGUAUGUAUAUAAAAGAGACUUUCCGUCUGAUGAGCAGAGAUAUCAAACUGAUGAUUGCAGCAAAGGCCGAUCAAUAAAGUGAGAGGACUCGCGCUGAUUUGGAGCAGCACGGCGCGCUGAGUGCGUGCAUGGACCGGACUUGAGUGAAAACUUUUCUCCCUCUUUGAUUCAGCGAAUCAUUUGAAAUGCCGUCGCUUAAUUUGACAGCUGUGCACACAAUGGCAGAGGUCGGGAGUUUCCUGGGGACAGUGGACUUGGAUUUACAAAGCUUUCCUGCGCUGGGGAAUAUGCCCAUAGUGGAGUCUCCGGUGGGGCUGAAUGAGCGGCUGGGGCAGAUAGAGGGGAGGCUACAGCGGGGGUCGCCGACGGAUUUCGGGCACCUGAAAGGAAUCCUGAGGCGGCGGCAGCUCUACUGCAGGACCGGCUUCCAGUUGGAGAUAUUCCCCAAUGGGACGGUGCACGGGACAAGACAGGACCACAGCAGAUUUGGUAUCCUGGAGUUCAUCAGCCUGGCAGUGAGUCUGGUCAGCAUCAGAGGAGUGGAUGCUGGACUCUACCUCGGCAUGAAUGAAAAAGGAGAGCUCUAUGGGUCGAAGCUGACAGCAGAAUGUGUGUUCAGGGAGCAGUUUGAGGAGAACUGGUACAACACCUACGCUUCAACUCUGUACAAGCACACAGACACGGGACGCUUCUACUAUGUGGCCUUAAACAAGGACGGCUCGCCCCGGGAGGGCAACAGGACUAAAAAGCACCAGAAACUCACUCACUUCUUACCACGGCCUGUGGAGAUUGAAAAGAUCCCUCAAGCAUACAGAGACUUAUUCCAGUACAGGUGACCAGUGCUUACGUCUGGAGAGCCGGUUACACUGGGAGGAACAGAAACUACACACGAGGAGAGAGGGGGUGUCCUGGAUAUUUUGGAUAUUUUUCUGGAUCAGAACUGUUUACCCUCAACUCCCACUGAGGUCACUGAGUUUAUGCCUCGGCCCACUACCAAGCCCGUACUGCACUGAUCUAAACAUUGUGCCGGUUCCUGGAUGCUGCUUCCUUGUUUCUGUAGCAGAAGAGGGAAAGUUGCCUUGUAAAACCACUAUGGACAAAGGACAAAGGACAAAGGAGGCCCGCGAUGACUCCCCAGCUGUGGGUCGUUGUCGUCGUCGCGUGCCACGUUUUCUCAAUAACCACUUUUUGUUUUAGAGGUAACUGCAUAGAUACUGAAGUGACACGCAGCGACAAAUGGAGUUUUGAGUCACACUAAGCUGAUGGGGAGACAAAUCAAACGGUCGACCAUGAGGAGCGCAUGGAAGAGACUUUAAGAAAGCACCGCAGAUGUCACAUUUGUCAUGCACUAUACUCAGCCACGGUGACGGCACAUUCUUCACAAUACAGAGAUACAGUAGACGGAGGGAAAUAUGCAGGUUAAAGCGGCAGGUUUGGAUAAUCAGGUACUAAAGAGUCUGUGAGGAGAAUGUUUGUGAGAGAGAGAGAGCAAAUGACGAGAUGGAGUUUUCUUAGUCAAAGCUUUAGCAGGGACGAAAAAUCUCUUGAUGAAUGUGUCAUCGAUGAAAGAGCACUUACUGCACAUCCCCAGUCCCAGCUGCAGGCGCGCCUGCUCUCCCAUGUACUUACUCAUCAAGCCUAAUGAUGACAUUCACCACAUUAGAAUGAAAAUAUCGAGCAGCGUCUUGUUGGAGUUGUGUGCAAAACAAGCGAUUAAAGCUCGGGGACGAAAGCACUUCUCUGACUGUGGUUGUAAAGAAUAAGAGAUGCUUUUUUUAUGAGGAUGGUGACUUGUAAUGUUCACAGUGUCGGGAACAUUAUUAAAAAUGCAAGCAGCUGAGGUGUACAUAUGGGUGAUCCUAUUUAUGAGAUGUACAAUAUAUUUAUUUUCUACUUAUAAAGUAUAAAUAUAAAUCUAUAUAUUUAUUUAUUGCAAAGGCUUUAUUUUGUAAUGAACUUGAAGUUAUCUGGACUGUAGAUUCUACUGAAAUUACACACACACACACAAGUAAAAAAAAGAAAGAAAGAAGAAGAAUCGCGAUGAACAUGACAAUAAAAUUGUCCUGCUAUCGAGAACUCAUUGUGACAGACUAUUUUUGCUUGGAUUAAAAUCUGAUGUACCAAUUAAAAACCAGAUAUAGCUA